Messenger RNA from Mytilus californianus (California mussel), 4839 nucleotides. Its product is annotated as guanine nucleotide exchange protein smcr8a-like. Gene Ontology annotation, molecular function: GTPase activator activity. Lineage: Eukaryota; Metazoa; Mollusca; Bivalvia; Mytilida; Mytilidae. Gene Ontology annotation, cellular component: guanyl-nucleotide exchange factor complex. The coding region runs from base 166 to 3651 and encodes 1161 amino acids. The transcript is spliced from 26 exons. The record is from RefSeq and is a predicted model, not a curated record.
CAUCCGGUUUAUAUUUUGGACUUCUUGUGGAAAAUAUAAAUAUUGAAAUGUUGUAAAGAAGCAUUAUUUCGCUAGUCCACCGCUUCAGAUUUAUCCUGCAGACGAUACUAUCUAUCACAAGAAAUCAUGCUUUGCUACACCCUAUAACAGUGAUCACCAUCAGCCAUGUUUGGGGCAGACAUUGCUUACAUGGAAGGUUGUAUGGAAGAUGAGUCUUUCACAGACUCCUUCUUACCUGAAUAUCUGUACCCUGCAUUCAGAUUACCUAAUCCAUGGCAUAGGCAGCCUGAUAUAACACAGUUAGACACUGACAUCAUUGUCAUUGCUGAAUUCUCAGAAUUAGAGGGACCAAAACCAGUGAUAACCAUUCCAAAUGACAGAGACAUACAUUUCAACAUUAAUGAUUUUACAGUGAGGAUUAUGUCAGUAGAUCUUGGGUCAUCUGGACAACAAGGUUUCAACAUGCCAGAAGAUUCACAGGUCAUGAUGUCAGACACAAAAGAGAAUGUGUAUGCAUUUGUUCAUCAUUUUUUCCUGUUGGAUAAACAAGCUAGAGGUUAUUCAAGACCAUUUGCUAUCAGUUAUGUCACUCCAGAUCAAAGAAAGUUAUUGAACUUUUAUGAAGAGAUCAGCUGCAAUUUUAAAAAGAUUGCCAGAUAUCUUAAGUAUGGUAACAAAUUGGUAUUCAAGAAUGACCUGGAUAAAUUUAUGAUGGAUUUACAAUACACAAAAGACCAGAUGGUAAACAGAUACAGAACUACAAUUCAACCAGGACAGACCGACCAGGAUAACAAACUACUACAGUCUCUUAAAAUACUUGAAUCACAGAUCUCAGAAGUACAGGGCGUCCUUAGUCAACUUAACCCUACAUUGAACGACAAAAGAUUGGAACAGAGAUUUUCAAAGAUAGAAGAAAGAGCUCAAGCUAAUAAAGGAAAACCGAAGCAUGAUAACUUAAGUCUCUGUGACUGGGAAAGUAUUGAAACACCAGAAAACCAAAUACAGUUUCUCUCCCUUGGUAGUACAGCAGACACAGAUAACUUAUUGUUUUUUGAAACCAAUCAUUACAAGCCUAAAUUGGUAGAAAUCACAAAAGGAAGGAAAUUUGAUUUGCAUUUAAGAGGAUUACACGAAUUAUGUUCCUGGGGUGCCAAAGAAGGACUCCAGAGGCUGAGACACAUAUACCAGUAUUUCAAACAGGACAUUGCAGUUCUUCAGAUGGAGAAAAGAGACCUGUCUUUGUUAGAUCCACCAGCUGGUUUGGUGACCUUUGGGAACAAGUUCAUAGGUUCUAAUUUCAUGACAAAUAUUGAUAAAAUCUGUAUCAGUACAUGUUGUUUUAUGAGAGUACCUGGGACCAGAACUAAUAUGGAAUCUUGGAACAUGUUGGGACACAGCUGGUCAUCUACAGACACUCUGUCCAGUUUCAAGUCAGUACCAAGUUCUUUCCAAUCAGUUAUAAAUGACGACUCAGACUCAGAUUCCAUGCUAUCAGCUACAAGUGAUCUAGGAUUUUACUUGCAGAGGACCAACAGUUUAGGAUCAUUCCAGUUAGUAGGUUCCUUUGAUAGUUUCAGAAAUUCCAUGACACCUCCAAAGGAUGGAUUCCUUCCAGAUAGUAAUAGAUCCUCAUUACAGGAUGAACUUCCUGCUUCAGAUGAUCCUUUAGAAAAGACUUUAUCCAAUGAAAUUCCAGGAUUAGAAAAGACUUUAUCCAAUGAAAUUCAAGGAUUAGAAAAGACUUUAUCCAAUGAAAUUCAAGGAUUAGAAAAGACUGUAUCCAAUGAAAUUCAAGGAUUAGAAAAGACUUUAUCCAAUGAAAUUCAAGGAUUAGAAAAGACUGUAUCCAAUGAAAUUCAAGGAUCAGAAAAUAAAAAUACAACCCAGGUAACUUUAAGUGAUAUGGGUAAAGGAGACCCUGAAAAAACGCUAUGUCUAAAUAAAGAAGAUACUAUUAAGAAUACAGGAAAUAUUGAUAGAAAUGAAAGUUUGAAAAACUUGAUGACUGAUUCUUUGGAAGAAAUUGAUAAUCACAGAGAUUCUAUAAAUGUUGUUGAGGUUGAUUUUGAAAACAGAGAAAGGUCAACAACUGAUUCUUUGGAAGAGUUUGAUAACCCAGAAGCGUCUAUAAAUGUUGUUGAGGUAGAUUUUGAACACAGGGAAAGGUCAACAACAAUUGUAAAUGAAGCCUCUCAAAAUAAUGAUACUUCGGAUGAAAUUCAACGAAGUGGGGAAAGUAGUUGCUCAAGUAAUAAUAGCAUCUCUGAGCCAAGAGACAGGUUAAUGACAUUAACUAACACGGAUGUUGUUUUGUCAAAGAAUUUGAAAAAAGACGUUAAGGCCGAAAGAGAUAUAACUUUUAUAAAUGAAGAAAGUGAAAUAGCAAGUGAUUUAAGUAAUUUAUCAGAAAAUAUAAGAAAAAAUGAAUCAGUAAAUAGUAUAAAUACUGAAUCUAUGACUAAUUUAUAUAUUGAAUCUGUAAAUAACGGAAUGGAUGAAUCAACAAAAAAUAGAAAAGGGGAAUUGACUAAUAAUAGAAUUGAUAAAUCAACAAGAAAUGAAUUAGCUGAAUCAGCAGAAAUUGGAAAUGCUGAAUUUGCAAAUGUUGGAAAUACAGAUGAGAAGAAAGACGUUGGCAAAAAAUUUGCUGAUAUAAAAGCUAUUGAAAAUUUAGGUCAAAUGAUAACAAAAGGUCAUUUAGACUGUGAUAAUUGUCCCCACGCUGAUGUGGAUAGUAGUUCUGGGGUGUCAUCUUGCAGUGGAUGUCAUUCGAAAGUAUCACAAUCUCUACAAUCAGAAGAUGAAAUUACAGUUCAACAAAAAGAGGACAUAAGCAGAAGAGGAUCCAAGACAGAAAUGGAGCAGUGCUGCAAAACAGAUCUAUUUAGAUUUAGUACGCAAAGUGAAACUUUAACUCCAGGGUUUGGAAUCACUAAAAUACUACAGACUUAUAACCAUAUCCAGAACGUGAUAUAUAGUAUGUUAACGGGGAGGACUGUUGUAGUAAUUGGUUCAGCACAGUAUGAAGAGGAAGUAAAAAAUCUGGUGACUGCACUGAAACUAUUUCUACCUGGAUGUCACAGAUGUCAAACAAGUUGUAUGCAGUGGUCAUCCAAAGCAAUAGCAGUAACAGACCUGACAGACAUAAAACUGAUUGGCAUUUGUAGACACGAAAAGAAAUCGGUAGACAGAAUGGUUCCUAAAGCAGUUCAGAAAUACAUAACUCUGUUUGAUGUAGAAAGAAGGAUAAUUAUUUCACCUGUAUAUCAGGGAAGUUUAAUCACAACAAUUUUAUCAAGAAAAAAGUCAUUUAAGACAGAAGAAAGUUAUAUCCAGUUUAUUAAAGUAUCACUUUGUGAAUUUUCAUCAAAAGCAUUUAUAUUUUUCCAUUCAUUUUGUCUUGGUACAGUUGGAACACUAACGAGCAAUAGAGGAAGUAUUAUUAGUGAAAGUGAUUCUGCGAAGAAGACUGCAACAGCUUUCCUCAGUAAACUUGGAAUACAAGACUGUGAUAUUGAUAUUAUGGAGUAUCUUACAGAACUGGUGAAGUAUCAGCACAUAGAAGAUCAUUACAAGAGUUUAAACACAACAGGGAUUCCACCAAGGCCUUUUACCAGAAAUAUACAUCCAUGCCAGCUACACAGAUUAUAAUUAGGAGAUUCGCCUUAAUGUAGAAGUUGAAGCAUGGCUUCCAUUCCAUGACAGACCAUUGAUUUUGGUCAGUGAGAAAGACCAAGAUACAAGUGCCAAAGUGACCUCAUGACUGUGAUAAACUUUGUUGAUAGGAUUUAGUUUUUAUUCUUUAUUUUUUCUUUAUACAUACCUGCUAACUUUUCAAAAUUUGAUUUUAAGUGGAAGAGGACCUAAUUCUCCUCUUAUAUUGUCAUAAAAAUUGGUAAUCUACUACUAUGUUGUUUGAAUGAGUAUGUAUGUGCCUAAAUACCCUUUUAACUCAUUUGAAUGCCUGCUUUGAGGUGUCCAGUCAUUACAAUAAAGAUUUCAAAAAUUGAGGUCAAUACCUCUCAUUGAAGAAAUAUCCCUUCAGUUGUGAAAGUUGGCAGGUUUGUUGGUAUAUUCAAAAUAUAUUCAAUUACAGGGUUGUAAAUCUGAGUGUAAAAAAGAAAAUAGAGGAGGAUACAAAAUGAAAAAAUCAAAAUUUAUAAAUCAAAGAGAGACAGAGAAAAUCAUGACAGAAUUGGAAAACAACAAAAAGUUAAAAAAAAAUCUACAAUACAUUACAUGAACCUGAGCCCCAAUAAACACUGUUGGUGAUCUCAGGUGCUCUUGAAGGGAAGGCAGAUCCUUCUUAAAACUUAAAAUCACUAGUAAUGACUGUGAUUCACUAAGUACUAACAAGGGUAUUUUAAAAGACUUGUAGAGAAUGCAUUGCCAAAAAAAUAAAUAAUUAUGAUUUGUAAUACUCUUGAUACUGAUCUUCAGUCUAUUUAUAUAUAGUAGUAUAUACAUAUAUAAAAGAUAUCUAAGUCCUGUUUGAUAAGAAGAAUGAACAAAAAGAUUUUUAUGAAGUAAUUCUUAAAAAGGAUGUUGUCUUCUAGAUCUGCAACUAUUUUCAUUUAAAUAAAUGAUAGAUCUAAAAUUGGAUUUAUCAAUUUUAUUGCUUUUUAUCUUAACAAUAAUAUAUAAAUGAAUUUUGGCCUUUCUGAUAAAGUUCAAAAAUUGCAGAAAAAUUGAUUGAUUGAUUGGCAUUUAAUGCCACUUUCAGUACUUUUGCACUAUUUUGUCGCAGUCAGCAUUUGUUGGUGGAGGAAGCUUGAGUGCCCGGAUAGAACCAUGACCUUCGGUAGGAAAACUGACAAUACUAUUGGAGGCGAAAGCACC